Molecule: messenger RNA, 2520 nt
Organism: Penicillium cataractarum
Lineage: Eukaryota; Fungi; Ascomycota; Eurotiomycetes; Eurotiales; Aspergillaceae
Product: Zn(II)2Cys6 transcription factor
Exons: 7
Coding region: 1-2520 (839 amino acids)
Biological process (GO): regulation of DNA-templated transcription; DNA-templated transcription
Cellular component (GO): nucleus
Molecular function (GO): zinc ion binding; DNA binding; DNA-binding transcription factor activity, RNA polymerase II-specific
Source: RefSeq, a predicted model, not a curated record
AUGGAUCCAUCAAACGAGUCUGAAGAAGUCGGCACUUCCGUCCCAGAGCGACCUUCCUGCCAGGGAUGUCGCCGUCGCAAGCUCAAAUGUUCACGCGAGUCACCAACGUGCUCACAAUGCGAGCGAUUAGGGGCUCCAUGUGUGUACGAUGCAAAGAAAGGGAAGCCUGGCCUAAGGACAGGAGCUGUUGAAAGCUUGAGUCGCCGUAUCGAAGUACUUGAGGACGCGCUCCUGCGAGAAAGAGAGAACAAUGAUGGACAUACCAGCAAUGGAUGUCGGUCGAAUAGCCCGGGAAACGAACGUUUAGAUGGCGUGGUCAACCUCCUAUCCACCGUUUGUAUGGAGCUUUGUAAGCUCAAUAACCGAAAUGAAAGCAGGGCUCAUGACUCGAGUUUCAAUUCUAUGCCUCGCCCCUCCUAUAAUGGAGUGUCGGUAGAGACACCCUCUCAGCCAUCAACUGCAGCAGAUGGCUAUGAAACUCACGGGUCGCCUUACGCUCAGCCACGAAAGCGACGACGGAUUGACAGCUGUGGAAACCCUAAAAUCGAACUUGCCUUACCAUUGGAGGAUCUUCUCGAUGCCACAAGCAGUCUCCCUCCCCCAGAGCUACUGGAAAAUAUUGUCACUGCCUACUUCAUUAACAUCCAACCGUGGAUACCUAUUCUUCACGAGACACGAUUUCGGGCUCGGGUGCAUGAUCCAGACCAGAGGACCCGUUUGGUCAUCGUCAUCCAUGCGAUCAUCGUUGCGGCUAUUCGCUUUGCACGCCCGGGAGCUCACGGUCUUUCGGCGGCCGACGUGGAGUCCCAGACCAAAACUUCUAGGAGCAUCGUCGUCUUGAAUGCGAUGGAUAGUCUUUCCGUCGAGAAUCUCCAGGCUUUGACUAUUAUAGCUUUUGACGAUAUUGGAAAUGGAAACACAUCUAGAGCAUGGUCAAUAGUUGGCUCCUUGACGCGAACUGUGGAAUACCUCCGGCUGAGUAUCGAAGAUGAGGAUGAUGACACGCAGAGACUAUUGAAGCCCCUCCUAUCGUUACCACCCUCGAAGGAAUGGGUCGAAGAAGAAGAAAGGAGACGUGUCUUUUGGAACAUAUUCAAUUUGGACCGAUUUUGUUCUGUUGCAACAGGUUGGAACACAAGUCUCACUGCAGAUGAUGUACACAGACGACUACCUGCCGAUGGUGGCUUGUGGCACCGAGAAGAGCAAGUAAUUACGCCCUUCUUUGGAAUCUGGGAUAGAUCCGAAGCACGGAUUGGGAACUCGAUCGCAUUUUUGCCUGCCCAGUACUCGAGUAACCCUAAAAGCCCUAAACCGGUACCUGAUGUGAAUUCGCCGCACAGCUCCCCACAAGACGUCUCUCAUCCUGUGACAAAUUCGGCGCAGCCAGACAUGUCCACCGUCGGAGCAUUUGCAUACUGUAUCGAGGCGACCGAAUCUCUGAGUCGCGUGACGACUUUUUUCCUUCAACAGAAAAUCAACUUCCAGGACCGAAGGGAGGUCAGCAGUUGGUUGACUCGCUUCAAAGAACUUGAUCUACGCUUAGUACAUUGGAAAAUGUUCCUACCUCAGAAGUGGAGGGACUCUAAUAUAUCGCGUCAGCCGACGUUAAUACACAUGGAUCCGAACUUAACUCUUACACACGUUACUCACAAUACCUCCAUGAUCCUUUUGCACCAACGUAUCGCUUAUCCGCCUGCUGAGUGGGCCAACAUCGUUCGACUCCCAAGUGUUUGUAGCGCGGAGACUUGUCAGAACGCCGCAAUCGAGAUCCAAAACAUGACGGCGAAAUACCUCAGCAACACACCGGAGUCAUCUCCCGUUAGCAACCAAUUCAUAUUUUGCGUGUUUGUCGCAGCAAGAGUUCUUCUAGUCCAUUGGCGUUAUUAUGGAUCAGAUCUUGCCCAGGAAACGUGGGAUCUGGUCAACAGUCUAGAUCAAAUGGCUUGUCGGUGGCUGGGGUCCAGCUCAUCAAAUGGCCGUUGUCUUGCAAGCACCUACGCAGACCACCUAAGAGAUUUGCACCAACGUUGCAUCGCCGCUCCCCAUUUUAGUGUUGACGUGCUGGGAUACUCGACCGUUGUAUCAAAUAGUCACCCACAAUCCUCUACCCGAUCAGUCACCACUGGUCGCACACCUACAGAACAGCAGAAUCGCAACUCUCGCGAUGAACGCCCCUACAACACCAACCCACCUGUUUUCGCCAAUUUCAAUGCAACCGACACUGCAACGAGUCAAGAUAUAUCUCCCUCUGAUCCUCACUGGAGCAUGGCAAAGGAUAAUAUUACUUCGAGACAUAUGGCCGCCAAUUACGUCGAAUCUGGUGUAGGGUCGCGAGUUGCAACCGGAGUCACGCCGGAUGUGGAUUAUUCAAUCAACUGUGCACCUCCAGCUGAUGAGCUUUCCAACAUCUCAUAUCUUCUGUUGGAUCAAAGGUUCAUGGAUAUGGAUCGGGUGAUCAGUCUAGAUGACAUGAUGUUUUCCACGAAUAUGGCAGCAUCAGUGAAUGGUCCGACUGAUUGA